Fonsecaea erecta is the source of this 1716-nucleotide messenger RNA. RefSeq lists its product as hypothetical. Gene Ontology annotation, biological process: intracellular monoatomic cation homeostasis. Gene Ontology annotation, molecular function: ribosome binding. Bases 1 to 1716 code for a protein of 571 amino acids. Gene Ontology annotation, cellular component: mitochondrial inner membrane. The transcript has 3 exons. Lineage: Eukaryota; Fungi; Ascomycota; Eurotiomycetes; Chaetothyriales; Herpotrichiellaceae. The record is from RefSeq and is a predicted model, not a curated record.
AUGAGUUCCGGUCCUAGACUCAUCAGCAAUGCUGCGGCCAGGAGACUCCUGUUGCAAUCACACCCUCGAGCUUCACACUCUCCGCUCAUGAGCGUUUACUCUCGGUCCAAGUUCGUCAGAGACUUCCCCUCCAAGCUCUCGGCCCUGGCAAUUGCUUUGCCGCAAAGAAAUUAUGCAACAGAGACAACUCCGCAUGCUCCUGACGGCGGUCCCCCUCCGGGUUUCAACAUUGACGAGGCUAAGAAACCAUUGCCAAAGGACGAGGCCAAGAAGUCAUCAGAAGCAUCACCAACCCCUACCGUCGCAGAGCUGAAGAAGUCGGAUGAACAACUACAUGUCCCCAAAACAACGGCCACUGCGACCGCUAAGACUAAGGCCUUGGAAAAGGCCAGUCUCAGCGAGCUCGCCGCUGAAAAAGCCGCUUCUGCCCAGUCCGAGAAGGAGCAAACAACGGAACUGGCGGCCAAGAAGGAGGAACCCAAGAAACUCUCUAUUGGCCAAAAGAUCAAGAAAGAAAUCCAGCAUUAUUGGGACGGGACGAAACUACUGGCUGCGGAGAUCAAAAUUUCCUCACGACUUGCAUUAAAAAUGGCCGCGGGCUACGAAUUGAGUCGCCGAGAGAACAGACAGUUGCAACGGACGGUUCAAGAUCUCGGGCGGCUGGUGCCCUUCUCGGUUUUCGUCAUCGUGCCCUUCGCAGAAUUGCUGCUCCCGGUCGCCUUGAAAUUGUUCCCGAAUCUCCUUCCCUCGACAUUUGAAGGCCAGAAGAGCCGUGAAGCCAAAGCCGCCCAUCUCAGGGAGACCCGUAAGCAGGUGUCUGCUUUUUUACGCAACACGCUGCGCGAGACCGGUCUCCCAGUCUCUGCGGUCAACGCAAGGAAAGAAGAGUUUACCGAGUUCUUCCGCAAAGUCCGCGCCACGGGCGAAUCUCCCUCCAGGGAGGAUGUUAUUAAAGUUUGCAAGAUCUUCAAGGACGAUUUAACACUGGACAAUUUAUCCAGGCCACAACUCGUGGGGAUGUGCAAGUACAUGAACCUCAAUACCUUUGGAACCGACGCCAUGCUGCGGUAUCAAAUCCGCCACCGUAUGCGCCAGAUCAAACGUGACGACAAAGCUAUCUCAUUUGAAGGCGUCGACUCCCUUUCUGUGCCUGAACUCCAAAUGGCGUGCGCCUCUCGUGGUCUUCGAACUCAUGGCAUGUCGCCGGGCAAGUUGAGGGAGGAUCUGCAAAUGUGGCUCGAUCUCCGUCUCAAAUAUAACAUUCCGUCGACGCUUCUGGUGCUCAGCAAUGCGUACAUGUACACGUCUGGCAAAGACAGCGAGAUCGACUCACAAAUUGACGCACUGCAAGCGGUGCUUAGUUCCAUUCCAGAGGAAUUAUUCCACGAGAUUGAACUUGAGGUCCAUAAUGCGGAGGGCGCGGCUACCAAUAAACAACGCCUGGAGGUGUUGAAGGAGCAGCAGGAGCUCAUUGAGGAAGAGAAUGAGCAGGCUGAGUCAAGUAAACAGACGACAGAGGCAAAGGGCGAGAAGAGCGCCACCUCGACAGUGAAGGAUGAUAAAGAUAUCGAUGAGAAGCCCAAGUCCAAGCUUGCUGAUGCCAAACAGGAGGCGAAGGCUGAUGCGAAAGAAGAGGCCAAAGAGGCCGAACAGGACGUCGCAGAGCAAGGGAAGCAGGAGGAGAUACAAAAGGCUCCCGAAGACAAGAAAAACUAA